GACAGAUUGUCACUGUCAUGGCGUAAUUUGCUUCGGCUGGGUUGUUAAAUUUUAGUUUUUCGAUUUGUGUUCAUAAAGUUUCAUCUUAAUAAAAGGAUGAGUGAUUUUUUAAAAUCCGCAAUGGGUUACUUCAACUCCGGACCCAAUGGCGAAUCCGACAAUGAAUUUGUCGGCCAAACUGUCGAGAUUGGUUCCAUAAAACUACGAAUCAAAAGAGUUAUUGCCGAAGGUGGUUUCGCAUUCGUCUAUGUGGCACAAGACGUCGUAAGCGGAAAAGAAUACGCCCUCAAAAGACUUAUUGGCGCUGAUAAGCAAGCUUGCAGCAACAUUAUCAACGAGAUAAAUAUACACAAACAACUGUCGGGACAUCCGAAUGUCGUGGCAUUCAUUGGUGCAACGUUUAUUGAUAAAACAAAUGGUCCACAUGGCAGGGCUGAAUAUUUGUUACUUACAGAACUUUGUAAAGGUGGCUCAUUGGUUGAUUGCAUGGGGACUGCUUUGGAUCCAGCUGUGGUGCUUAGGGUGUUCUAUCAGGCGACAAAGGCAGUCGGGCAUUUGCAUGCUCAAAGUCCUCCCAUCACACAUCGGGAUAUUAAAAUAGAAAAUUUCCUACUGGGUAACGACAAUCAGUUAAAAUUAUGUGAUUUUGGUUCGGCAACGGUUCAGAUAUUCGAACCGAAUGUUGAAUGGGGUGUCCAGCAGAGGAAUGUGCUGGAAGAUCAGCUCACCACGGUCACUACACCGAUGUACAGAUCUCCAGAAAUGCUAGACACCUGGAAUAAUUAUGUGAUUGGUCCCAAAUUGGAUAUCUGGGCGCUAGGAUGUGUACUCUAUUGUUUGUGUUUCCAAAAACAUCCCUUUGAAGAUUCAGCUAAGCUUCGAAUCACAAAUGGAAAUUAUAUAAUGCCAUCAGAUUCCAGAUUCAAUUGUUUUCAUGAUGUUAUAAAAGGAUGCCUAACAGUGGACCCAUCAAAUAGAUUCAACGUUUCCACAAUCCUUGAUCGUCUUGCAGCGAUAUCUGAGACUAAAAAUUGGCCAUUGAAGGGAUCAAUUGAAUUGAUUGGCAAACCAAUAGUAACACCACCAAGUGGUUCGCCGGAACAUAGCCCGGCAACAACAAAUGGACCUGUUCCGUCUCCUUUACCGACGCGACCUCCACCACCAAGACCUACUAACUCUCCCAAUCUAUCCGCUUACUCAGACAACAGUACCUCAGAUAGUUUUGCCCAGCAACCGCAACAACAACAGCAACGUCCAGCAAGACCACCUCCAGUUGCAAACAACAUACCGUACAACUAUCCUGGUCAAAAUCAAGCCCAAGCACCCAUCGCUGCUGGUGGCGCACAAACUGGAAGUCUGUUCUCUUCGAUUCGAGGUGGUGCCGGAAGUUUCUUAAAGAAUCUCAAGGACACCUCGUCAAAAGUCAUGCAAACCAUGCAACAGACAAUUGCCCGAGUUGACAUCGACAUAAGUUACAUAACAUCGCGAAUCCUGGUGAUGCCAUGUCCUUCUGAAGGAUUUGAAUCGGCCUACAAAACCAACAACAUCGAGGACGUGCGAUUGUCUAUCGAAAGCCGUUAUCCACCAGCGAAAGUGAGUGUCUAUAAUUUCGGUAACCGAAACUGCCCACGUCUGCCGCCACCAGUUCGGACUGUCGAGGCAGGUUCCAUAUACACGUGUCCUCAAUCGAAGGCUCCACACUUGCACGGAAUGUUUUCUGUUGCUGAAGACAUGUACGGCUUCCUGACUGCCGAUCCCAAAAGUAUUGUAAUCAUUCAGACAAGUGAUAGCGGUGGCUGCAGUGCAGCGACCAUGGUGUGUGCCCUGCUCAUGUACAGUGGACUCAUCCAUGAACCCGAAGAUGCCGUACAGGUGUUUGCUGUCAAACGACAUCCGAUAAAUCUGAGGCCGUCGGAGUUCCGUUAUUUGUACUAUUUGGGUGAUAUUCUGAGGACAACGCCACUUCUGCCGCAUUACAAAACCUUGAACGUGGUUUCGCUGGUGUGCCAGCCAGUUCCACGAAUGACUAAAGCUCGUGACGGUUGUCGAAUGUACAUCGAAGUUUACUGCAAUGAAAGGCUCCUAAUGAAUACAGUGCAAGAUUAUGAGAAAAUGAAGUUAUAUUUGUCUGGACCGGGUAAAAUUGUGUUACCCAUCAAUCUGACGGUUUGUGGAGAUCUUACAGUGGUCUUGUAUCAUGCACGAAAUGCCCUCAAAGGAAUGGGUCGUCCACAGGGCUUGAAAAUAUGUCAAUUACAAUUAAACACUGGCUUCAUACCCGAACAGGAAACCCUCAUUACUUUCACAACCAACGAUCUGGAUGAAUUACCUGACCAGGAACACGUUCCAUCUAACUUCACAGUGUCUCUUUCGAUUGUCGUUACCGAUUCCGAAAGUCGCCCAUCCAAAAAUCCCCCUUGGCUUCCGGCUAAGCCAAAACGGAAUCCAAUUAAUCUUUUUAGUUCACAAUUGGAAUACGUUGAAAUGGUUGACAAUUUUGUGACUAAACCAACAGGCGGAUCUGAACCUGAACGUCAUCGUCAGCAACCACCAACAAGGCCAGCGCCACCUGUUCCCCAUAUAGCGACCACAAGAAACUCUGAUGGAGAUGUGUCGGAGCAUUCACACGAAGCACCCUUAGUGAUGCCAGAUGUUACAGAAAACAUCAGCGAGCGUCCUUUUGCAAGCCACUCGCCAGCUCCUCCAAUAGAUUUACUUAAUCUGGGAAGCCAAUCGAUGUCUCAAGAUCCAUCAACAUCUCAAAGUCAGCCUCACAAUGCAUCGUCAAAGGAGGCUAGCUUUGAUUUGUUGGGAUCAUUUGAUUCAGGUGAUUUGCGUUCAGCUCCAAUUCCAGAUAUUUUAGAUAACACUCAACCAAAAUCAGCUGCAGGAUUGGACGAUAUAUUUGGUUCGAUAAGUGCUCCGGCAACUUCUGCACCAGGAGGAGAAUUUAAUUUAGACUUUAACGCUUUUGCAUCGGCGACACCAGCAGCUCCCAGAGUGGCCGCUACUUCGGUUCCAAUGAGUUUUCCAAGAUCACCCGCAACUUCGGCUGCAACACCUUCAUUCACUUCGACUGGCGGCGGUGGUUCUAGUCAAGUGCCUAGCAAAGAAACAUCACCACAGCAGCCGAAGGAUCCUUUUGCGGACAUAGCAAAUUUAGCUUCUGGAUUAAACAUAAACUUCAAUCCCAAUACUCUUAGUAAUAGUAAAACACCUGGUACCACGCCAGUGGCAAAUAGUCCCUACACCACUCAAUUUUCAAGUCCUACUCACAGUUAUGCACGUAACAACAGCACUAAUGCAACAACUGGAAUAGUACCACCACCGCAGGUGAAUCUUUCGACACCCUCACCAUCACAUAACAUCAAAUCACCCCUCAAUGGCAGUGUUGGAGUACAAUUCCCAAGUCAGCCUAUUCCUACUGCGACGCCAUCACCAUCAACACAACCGCCACAACCAACAUCGGCGACGAACAACAGACCCGACUAUAGUCGGUCACACUUUGAGCCUAAAACUCCAGCUGGCGCUGCUGGUGGAACACCCAAAAAUGCAGACAUAUUUGCAGAUAUUCUGGGAGAGCAGGGUUACAAAUUCGGAAGCAAAACACAGCAUGGACCGAGGUCUAUCAAUGAAAUGCGAAAAGAAGAACUCGUCAAGGAUAUGGAUCCAGAUAAAUUAAAAAUUAUGGAAUGGACGGAAGGAAAGAAAAAUAACAUACGUGCUUUAUUGUGUUCAAUGCAUACUGUGUUAUGGACAGACUGCAAGUGGAAAAAGUGUGAAAUGUCAACCCUCAUCACACCGGUCGAUGUGAAAAAGGCUUACCGAAGGGCUUGUCUGGCUGUGCAUCCGGAUAAACACAACGGUACAGAAAAUGAAGAAACUGCUAAACUGAUUUUCAUGGAGCUGAACAAUGCUUGGAGUGAUUUCGAAAAUGAUGCUACUCAACAAAAUAUGUUUAAUUCAUAAGCCUUAGUAGAAAAACCAUUACCCAUUAGGUAUUGUAUUUCUAUUUUUGUUUUCUUUACAAACUCGUAUCUAUAAAAGAAAAUCACUGUUAUGAGAAAUUUUGAAGAAUUAAAAUAAAUCCUAUCACUCAAUAUUUAUAAAUAAAAUAAUGCGAUGCAGCGCCAUACUGAGAGCAAUUAAAGAUGCUUUUUUUAUUAAAACAAAAACAAAAGAAAAGAAAGAAAGAAAUAAAUAAAUGUUAUGUUGCCAGGACAGAUUACUUAAUUUCUAAAUAAAUAUUUUAUAUGUACACGUACUUUUCCUUUUAUAUAAACAAAUAUAAAAUAUAAGCAUACGGAAACAUGCUAGGCUAGGAAAUACAACAAACAAAACAAAAACAAUAUGUAAAAAUAGUCUUUCCAGUUCAUGUUCUGCAUUUAAAUUAAUAUAUUAUAUACUUAUAAAUAUUAUAACAAUAAGUUUAAUCUAUUGUUUUUUUCUUUUCUUCUUAAAAUCAAUAUUUCAUUUAGUGUGCUGUUUUUUCUUUUUAAAUAUUUCUAUUUUGAGAUUAGGAGAUUUUUGAUUUGCUUUGUUUUAGUUAAAUUUUAAUUUGUUUAAAUUACUAUAUAUAAGGAUUAUAUAGAAUUGAAUUAUGAUGAAAUAGAGACUGUUUAAGUUAUUAAUUAUUUAAUUCGUUCAAUAAACAAAAAGAAAAACACACACAAAAAUAAAAUAAAAAUAUAUUUAUAUACUGUCCACUGUUAUUCGAUAAUAAAAUAAAUUAAAAGAAAACACAAGUUCUAUUUAUAUACUUAAACAAUGAAUGCAUUCAUUAUAUUUAUAUAUAAAUAAACUAAACUAAUUAUUUUCUUAACAAAAUUUUACUUCAUAAAACAAACAAUUAUUAUAAAUUAGAUAGUGAGUUAAAUGUUAUAUUAUUAUUAUUGAAUUGAAUUCAUUCCAAAAUUCCAAAAAAAAAAGAAUAAAUAAAAUUAGAGAUAAAAAUCAAAUAAAAAUGUGCAUAGAAAUAAAAAGAAAAAAAAAAGAAAGGUAUAUAUAUUUAAUAUAUAAAAUAUAUUAAUGCAAUAUUAAUGUUAUUAAAGCAUAUUCGUAAAUACAAAAUACAAAAAUAUAAAUAUAUUUAAAAUCAGAAGGAAGCAAAAAUUAUUUAAAUAAAAAUUAAAAUAAAAAGAAUAAAAUAAAAAUAUAUAUUGACACACAUAAUUUUUGCUAAAGCUUUGUAAGUUAGGUUGAAUUGUGGGCAUUGCAUUGAUGUGCAUGUAUUGUAUAUAUAAUCUAAAAAAAUAUAAUAUAUAUAUAUAUACAUAAAUGUUUAUGUAACUGAAACAUA
Eupeodes corollae is the source of this 5299-nucleotide messenger RNA. It is a transcript of the gene aux, whose product is annotated as cyclin-G-associated kinase. Lineage: Eukaryota; Metazoa; Arthropoda; Insecta; Diptera; Syrphidae. Gene Ontology annotation, cellular component: cytoplasm. The record is from RefSeq and is a predicted model, not a curated record. Gene Ontology annotation, biological process: regulation of clathrin-dependent endocytosis; protein phosphorylation; positive regulation of Notch signaling pathway. The transcript is spliced from 12 exons. The coding region runs from base 97 to 3969 and encodes 1290 amino acids. Gene Ontology annotation, molecular function: AP-2 adaptor complex binding; protein serine/threonine kinase activity; ATP binding.